AUGUACACUGAUCAUCAGGGCACUGAUGAUCAGUUUGCCCUGAUGAUCAGUGUGGCCCCAGAAGUGCCACCUGUCAGUGCCCAUCAGUGCCACAUAUCAGUGCCCAUCUGAGCUGCCUUUCAAUGUCUCCCAUCAGUGCCAGUCAGUGCCACCUAUCAAUGCCAAUCAGUGCCACCUAUCAGUGCCAUCAGUGCUGCCUAUCAUUGCCGGCUAUCAGUGUUAUGUAUCAGUGCUGCCUUUCAGUGCCCAUCAGUGAUGCCUGUCAAUGCCCAUCAGUGCAACCUACCAGUGCCUCCUUAUCAGUGUCCAUCAGUGCCACCUAUCAGUGUCCAUCAGUGCAGCCUAUCAGUGCCCAUCACUGCAGCCUCAUUAGCGCACAUCAGUGA
Molecule: messenger RNA, 386 nt
Organism: Staurois parvus
Lineage: Eukaryota; Metazoa; Chordata; Amphibia; Anura; Ranidae
Source: the annotation of a GenBank genome assembly